AUGAGAAUGACUCUUUCCGCGCUGCGUCUUCAAAGCCGGCUGAAGAUCGGUGAAGAUCGGUCAUCGAUGCGGCUGUGCGGUGAUGCGGCGAAGAUCGGUGAAGAUCGGGCGAAUGCGUUGGAUUCACGAAGCAAUCGGUUGAGAAAUGAUAGGAGAGAAAGAAGACGAACCCUAGAAACAUUCUGUGUUAGCAUCAGCUUGUUGAUCAAGGCACUGAAGGACAGUGUAAUUCAGAAUGUAAGACCAUUGAGCGAGCUUGUCAGGAGGUGCGGUUUGAUAGUUCUUCAAAGUUUACAAGCUUCUGGAUUUGGAUCUAAAUCUUCCAUCAACGAAGAAGUGACGAUUGUGAAGAACAAACUACAAAGCUUGGAGAAUUCUAAAAAAAAUAUAGUGCAGAGUCAGAAUGAAAUCAAGGCUUUUUUGUCUCAAAUUACUGAGAUGUUAAAUCCUACAACAAUUGCUCGGAAUGCUGGAUUUUCUCAAUUUGGGACGAGUGAUAGAGGCCAAGAAGAAGAUACCACUAAUGAUGAAGUUUGAAUCAUGAGAGAGUGACUUAUAGAACUUGGGUGCUUCAUAACUAGUUUCAUUGACAUAUGAUUUCUAUUAUUCAUGUUUUACUUGUGUAUGAAUAUGUUUUAGAUAUUAUGAAAGAUUGAACUUACUUGCUUUGAAUACUAUUGAACUUGUGUUUUGUUAUGAAUAAAUGAUUUUGAUUA
Messenger RNA from Dioscorea cayenensis subsp. rotundata (Guinea yam), 716 nucleotides. RefSeq lists its product as uncharacterized. NCBI's taxonomy places the organism in Eukaryota, Viridiplantae, Streptophyta, Magnoliopsida, Dioscoreales, Dioscoreaceae. Bases 1 to 537 code for a protein of 178 amino acids. The transcript has 6 exons. The record is from RefSeq and is a predicted model, not a curated record.